AUGACACUCCCCCACAUCACAGUCCUCGGCUCCCUCAACAUGGACCUCGUGGCCUACGUGCCGCAUCAUCCCCUGCCCGGUGAAACCCUCACAGCCGACGCCUUCGCAACAUCCCCCGGCGGCAAGGGUGCCAACCAGGCCGUUGCGUGCGCCAAACUCUCACGGGACCGUCCCAUCGAAGAGCACAAAGAGGGCGGCCCCUGGAAGGGCGAGACCGCGCACGUGUCUAUGGUUGGGGUUGUCGGCAAGGACGGGUACGGUUCCCAGCUGAGGGGGAAUCUCGCCCGGUAUGGGGUGGACGUGUCAGGGGUAGUAGAAAGUAAGGAGGCGACGACGGGCGUCGCGCUGAUCAUUGUUGACAAGCCGACGGGGGAGAACAGGAUUGUGCUGAGUCCCGGGGCGAAUCAUGUCCUUACGGAAGGAGAUUUCAAAAAUGGGUUGGGAUUGUUGGGAGAAGGGAAGCCGGAUUUGUUGAUCAUGCAGUUGGAGAUCCAGUUCGGGGCCGUGUUAGCCGCGCUGAAGGCGGCGAAGGAGGCUGGAGUGGAUGUGUUGUUGAAUCCGGCACCGGCGAGGAAGUUGCCUGAUGAGGCGUAUCAGGGGUUGGCGCAUUUGGUGGUGAAUGAGACGGAGGCGUCGAUUUUGGGGGAGGUGGAGGUGAGUGUGUUGGAUACGGAGGAGGGGUUGGAGAGGGUCGCGAGGGGGUUUGUGGAGAAGGGUGCGAGGAAUGUGAUCAUCACUCUAGGGGGGAGGGGAGUGUAUUAUAUGAGCAGGGAUGGGAGGAAAGGGCUGACGCCGGCUGAGAAGGCGAAGGUUGUUGAUACCACGGCAGCGGGGGACACGUUUGUGGGCAUGUAUGCCCUGGAUGCGGUCGGAAAGAGGGACGGGGAGUUUGAUAUUGAGGCUGCGGUGAAGAAGGCAAAUAAGGCGGCCGCGAAGACGGUUGAGAGAGCUGGCGCGCAGGAUUCGAUUCCCUGGAGGGAUGAGCUAGAGUAG
This is a messenger RNA of Thermochaetoides thermophila DSM 1495, 993 nucleotides long. Its product is annotated as ribokinase-like protein. NCBI's taxonomy places the organism in Eukaryota, Fungi, Ascomycota, Sordariomycetes, Sordariales, Chaetomiaceae. The record is from RefSeq and is a predicted model, not a curated record. The transcript has a single exon. Gene Ontology annotation, molecular function: ribokinase activity. Gene Ontology annotation, biological process: D-ribose metabolic process. The coding region runs from base 1 to 993 and encodes 330 amino acids.